AUGGUUAGAAAUUAUGUUAAAAAAAUUAAAAGAGAUGAAAAUGAAAUGGAAGCUAAUAUACAAGCUGCCAUACAGGUAUAUAAAGAAGGGAAUAUUGGUUACCGUGAUGCUGCCCAGCAAUUUGGAAUAAGGCAUACAACUCUUUUUUAUAGAAUUAAAAAGCUGAAAAAUAUAGAGGGUAUAAUACAAAAUAGUCCUGAUGAAAAUCGUUUUAACUCCAAGUAUACUGUUAACCAAAUAUUUAGUAAAGAACAAGAAAAUAUGUUAGUGAAAUACAUUUUAAGGUGUUCUCAAAUAAAUUAUGGCAUGACUUUGGUUCAGAUUAGGAAACUAGCUUAUGACUAUGCAGUAAAAGUAACUUUAAAAAUUCCAGAUUCUUGGAAACUAAAUCUAACUGCAGGCAAUGACUGGCUUUAUUGUUUUAUGAAACUCCACCCUAGUUUAUCAAUAAGAAAACCCGAAAAAACAAGUCUGUCUCGAGCUACUUCUUUUAACAAAACUAAUGUUACGGUUUUUUUUGAUUUAUAUGAGAAAGCUUUGAAAAAGUAUCCUGUAACACCAGGUAGAAUAUAUAAUAUAAUAUAUAAUAUUGAUGAAACUGGUGUAAGUACAGUAGUUGAUCCACCUAAUGUUGUGGCUCAGAACGGUGUUCGACAAGUUGGACAAAAUGUCUCUGCAGAACGUGGUCAAAUGAUAACAGCAUGCAUGACUAUUAAUGCUGUUGGUCAAUCAUUGCCACCAGUUUUCAUAUUCCCUAGAGUAAGAAUGAGUGAUCUUCUUAUGAUUGGAGCUAUUGAGGGAAGCUUAGGACUUCCUAAAUCCUAA
Messenger RNA from Macrosiphum euphorbiae (potato aphid), 825 nucleotides. The record is from the annotation of a GenBank genome assembly. Lineage: Eukaryota; Metazoa; Arthropoda; Insecta; Hemiptera; Aphididae.